GCCGCUGCAGAGAGUCUCGCUCUGCAUACCAUGGUCGGGGGCUCUGAGCCGAUUCGCUUCUUCCCAUAAGACCAUUCCAUCCCUCGGCCUCCUGGCUAGAGGCUCCCCACUGUCUCUCCUACCAAAUUUCCUAGUCACCUAUAGACUAUUUUACCGUCUCCUCAAUAAUCCAUGUCGCCUCUCAUCAAGGCCUUCAUCCAUAAGACCGUCGCCGUCCUCGGUGCUUCCUAUGGAGGCGCUCGAACGGCCCAAUUACUAGCCCAACAACUACCAAGCGACUGGAGAGUCGUUCUGAUCGACCGUAACACGCAUUUCAAUCAUCUCUAUGCGUUGCCUCGGUUCGCUACUCUCCCAGGACACGAGCACAAGGCCUUCAUCCCUUAUACCAACGUCUAUGAACUUCCACCAGACAUUCCCUCCAUCGGUGAUCGCUCGAGACACUUGAUCUUGAAUGCCCAGGUCACAUCCAUCAAGGAACACUCCCUUACUCUGUCGCGUUCUUUCCCCGAACAUGACAUUGUCAAUGGCGUACUGAAUUUUGACUUUGCUGUCUACGCUUUGGGCAGUCACCUCCCGGCUCCUAUCAACCUUUGGGGUCCGGUAGGCGACGAGGAAGACGUAAAGGCAUCUGAAAAACCCGAGUCAGCUCCCGUCACAUCAGAAGAGACCCCUGCAUCACUGCGUACCGAAACAUCAGGAGAGUCUACCCCUGUUGCUGUUGCCCCUGCUUCAUUUCCCGCCAAAGCCGUCGUUGUCUCAUCCACCCGUGUCAACUCGGAGUCGUUUGUGACCAAGCCCCAACCCGUUCAGCUAAAGCCCUCGUCAAAUAUUCUUACUGAGAAGCCCGCCACUGAGCUCGUCCGAGGGACAAAGCCUGCAGCUAUCAACUGGUUGAAACGUUUCCACAAGCGCAUCGAAAAGGCUUCCAGUGUGCUCGUCGUUGGUGGAGGUGCCCUUGGAAUCCAGUAUGCUUCCGACAUCGCCGAGGUCUUCCCUAAUAAAGCUGUCACGUUAUUGCAUUCCCGUCAGAGGUUGUUGCCCAGGUUCGACGAGGGUAUGCAUGAUGAGAUCCUCUCGACAUUGUUCUCGCUGAACGUGACCACCAUCCUCGGGGAACGUCUUGAUCUCAACUACCCCGGCAAGAUCGUCGUCAACGAGCAUGGCAUUCCCGAGCGUAUGGUCCGAACACUGAGUGGUCGUGAAAUCCGCGCAGAGCUCGUCCUUUUGUGUACAGGUCAGACACCGAACACGGGCCUCAUCAAGGAGCUUCUUCCGGAUAGCAUUGUCCCCGAGGGUUCUUCCAAGGGUUCAAUUCGCGUGACACGUACUCUCCAGAUCGGCGUCCCUGCUCCAGUAGCUUCGACAUCAACUACUGGUUCUAACCUCUCCGUUUCCUCUACAUCCACCUCGCCUUCCGAAAAGCAAGAAGCGCAUGCACAAGACCCCGAGCUCACGGUUCCUUAUCCAAACUUAUUCGCUAUUGGAGAUGCUGCAGACGCGUUUGGAGCGAUCAACGCCGGCCAUAACGCUUAUUUCCAAGGCGAAGUGGCUGCCAGGAAUAUUUUGAAGAUUAUCGAGGCUGCUAAUGAGGGCAAGGAUGAGAAGGAAGUCGAGUUGGAGAAGUAUACGCCUGGCCCGCCUGCUAUCAAGAUUUCUUUGGGUUUGACGAAGGCGUUGUUCCAGAUUAAUGGUGUGGUGGGUAAGAAGUCGGAUGUUUCGGAGGAUUUGGACGCCCCUGCUAUGUGGAACUAUAUGCAUAUCGCGACAGAUGAGGAAGGGAUGUUGACUCUCUGAAAUUGUUGACUCUCUGAAGUUGUCGACGCUUUGCUCGUUUUCGUGGUUCACGACUUCGGACCUAGGAGUAGGAAGGAUGAGUUGGGUUUGGAAAGCAAAAUUUCUGUUAAGUUACCGUAAAGAUGUUAUUUAGUUCAUUUCGUAAACCCAGUCACAACGUGAUACAUACCACUCAGCGCAAUAUCGGAAGGUGAUAUCGGAAUUAUGCGUGCAAUAAUGGGUGUAGUAAGCUGUGGCAUAUGUUGAGUUAGCUUCGUUAACUAAGCAGUCGGCCACGGCUGGAGUCAGGGUGAGGAUAUCGUAUGAAUGCGGUAUGGCACGCGCUCCUAUGAAUAUUGUGAAAAAGGAGUCAGCUCAAAGUGGGGUCAACAAGUAAAUGUAUGAUAUAACC
Messenger RNA from Somion occarium, 2185 nucleotides. NCBI's taxonomy places the organism in Eukaryota, Fungi, Basidiomycota, Agaricomycetes, Polyporales, Cerrenaceae. The record is from the annotation of a GenBank genome assembly.